This is a messenger RNA of Rasamsonia emersonii CBS 393.64, 891 nucleotides long. RefSeq lists its product as uncharacterized. Bases 1 to 891 code for a protein of 296 amino acids. The record is from RefSeq and is a predicted model, not a curated record. NCBI's taxonomy places the organism in Eukaryota, Fungi, Ascomycota, Eurotiomycetes, Eurotiales, Trichocomaceae. The transcript is spliced from 3 exons.
AUGACCCCAGUUGCAACCCCAGACAGCACAAUCAGUGGACUCUCUGCUUGGGCAGGAGACAGGUUGGCAGAGCAAAUGAGACGGGAAGAGGGUAGCAGGGGGCCACGCGAGUGCUGGGGGAUAUAUAGGCAUUGGAAGUACAUCGGGGUACCUGAUGAGACGAAACUACCAAUGGCGGAUUUCGAGACAGGCCCUUUGAUGUGGCUCCAUUUCAGAGUCGACAUCGACGUAUCGCAGACUGGAGCUCCACCAGGAGGAAUAGGGCGAACGGAGGACUUCGGGAAGAUGAACGCUGUCAAAGAGCCAGAUGGAUGGGACGGCAAGCCGGCAGGAGCCAGGGUCCUAGCUGGUUGGGCAGGGAUGGGUGGACCAGCCCUGCCAGUGGCUAUCCACGAUGAGCUCGCAUACACACGAGGUACUUGGAGGUACUUCAUGCUCUACGAUUGUCCUCGAUCGCCCGAUCAUGCUGGUGAAAUGCGGGCCUUUUCCGCCCGUACGAGGUUGCCGCCGUGGAUGCCGACAGUCGAGGGCGCAGAGCACUCUGAUGAUGCUCUCUGCAGCUCCCCACAUGGCCUGCACCGUGCAGGACCCGCCCACGUCAUGAUCGCUCCCAUCCCCGUUUCGGUUAGCCCCGACGCUAUAGCGCCGUCCUGCCUGCGCCUUCCCUGGUUGGGCGCCCACGAGAAUCGUCCCGGGGAUCGCUUCCGGCUUCCUCCGGUGCCUGCCAACUAUAUGUCCGCCAGGCUUCAUGCACACAUUCGCAUUGACACUGCGCGAACAAUGGCCCUGCAACAAGCUGAACCCGGAUCGUGGUCAUCUGUCUGCAUCACUUGUCCAUGGAUCUUGACCGGCUUCAUCUCGGGUUCCCGAGGUAGUGUAUCCGGGCCAUAG